AUCCUCGUUUUCCAGUGGUAAAUUGCUAAUUACGCGCCAUGGAAAUGCCUUUGAGAGCACUGUUUGGGUCAUUCCUUGUCUUGUUUCUUGUUGGACAUGCUGUCCAUGGUCAUGAUGGUCAAAAGUUCCAGGCAGGUGAAUGGAAACAUGCUCAUGCCACACACUAUGAAGGAAGCUCCGACACAUUUGGUGGAGCUUGUGGAUACCAUGAUGUCGUUAAAGAAGGCUAUGGCCUGGAGACAGUAGCAUUGAGCAAUGCAUUGUUCAACAAGGGGGAGAUGUGUGGAGCAUGCUUCGAAAUCAAAUGCGAGGACUCGCCUGAAUGGUGCAAGCCUGGCCAGCCAAGUCUCAUUGUUACAGCAACCAACCAGUGCCCUCCGAAUUACGACCAGCCGAGUGAUAAUGGAGGAUGGUGCAACGAACCCCGUGAACAUUUCGACAUAGCAAGGCCUGUGUUCGAGACGAUUGCCGCGUACAAGGCCGGCAUAGUUCCAGUCUCAUACCGCAGGAUUCCAUGUGACCAUAAGGAAGGAGGAAUUAAAUUUACAAUAACUGGGAAUCCUUAUUUCAAUGAAGUGUUGGUGUGGAAUGUAGGAGGUGCUGGGGAUAUUUGCCACGUCGAAGUGAAAACUGAAGAGCAACCGGAUAAGUGGAUAGCGAUGGAGCGAAUGUGGGGUCAACGGUGGAUUUACAACGGAAAAUUGUGUGAGAGUCAAGGCGCGCUUACCUUCCGAGUGACAGGGGGUGAUGGAAGAAGCGUAACCUGUGACAAUGUUGCCCCAAAGGGUUGGCAGUUUGGCCAAACUUAUCAAGCCAAGAAUAAUUUCGAAAAGUAGGAACAUAUAUCAUAAUCCCCUUUUCAAAAAAAAAAAAAA
Molecule: messenger RNA, 875 nt
Organism: Rosa chinensis
Lineage: Eukaryota; Viridiplantae; Streptophyta; Magnoliopsida; Rosales; Rosaceae
Product: expansin-A4
Exons: 3
Coding region: 39-836 (265 amino acids)
Biological process (GO): plant-type cell wall organization
Cellular component (GO): extracellular region
Source: RefSeq, a predicted model, not a curated record